Eruca vesicaria subsp. sativa (arugula) is the source of this 1030-nucleotide messenger RNA. The record is from the annotation of a GenBank genome assembly. Lineage: Eukaryota; Viridiplantae; Streptophyta; Magnoliopsida; Brassicales; Brassicaceae.
AAGACAAUGAAGAUUUUAUUAUGAUAGAAGAUUUUAUCAUUUCCACUUGAUUUUUGAGCCUGUGACUAAUAAAACCAAACACCAAUCUAUCUUUCUCUCUCUCUCUCCAACAGAAGAUAAAGGAGAAGACAGCACACAAAGAAACUCCAAACCUAUGAUUAUUGUCAGAACUUUUCCCCACAAUUUUCUUUCAAUCCCACUUCUAAAUAAACUCCAACCUUUUCUGCUUUAGAGAAGAUAUCCCUCACCUUUCAACUACAAGCAGUACUUGUUGGUUGCGUGACUUUGUUGGUACGACCAAUCUCUCUGCAACACACACACACAUGCCCUCCUUUUAAACUCAUUCAUUUAUCAACCACCUCUCUGCCUCUUCUCUGAAUAAAAGAAAGUUCUAAAAGUACAAAUUCAAACUCUCUCUCUCUCUUUUUCAUCUGAAAGUUGAGCGAAGAACCUCUUCUCUUCUCUGAUCCCAGUUUAGCAUAUAAACACAUGACUUGCAUACUGACCUGCUCUCAUGGCGUCGUGAUCGCAACCGCCAUGGUUUUCUCAAGCACUGCUCUGUUUCUGGCGAUUUCCCGCCAAUUCUCUGGUAAUCAUCAAACAUCUGAUCAACAGAUCCUCCGACCAUGUCUUUGUUCAGAGGAAAAGAAGAAACAGAGGAAGAAGAAGACGAAGAAGAAGGUGAAGUUUGCAGAGAAUGUGAAAGAGCCUAAAGGAAACGGUGAAGAGUAUCGUAAGAAGAGGGAAAGUCUACGGGAACCAAUGAUUAAACCGGAUAAGACCGGUUCGGUUUGCAGAAACGACAUGCCUCCUAACCGGAUUGCUCUGUACAAUGGGAUUCUUAGGGACAAGAAUCAUCGCGUUCAGUGUUCCUAUUAACUUUUGCUGUUUCUUCUUUGACAUAAAGGGAAAAAAAGAAAUAUAUCUAUCAGGGUAAUUCUUGUAGAUAACCUUUUUCUUAUUAGCUUUUCUGGGUUCUCUUCUCUGUAUGUAAAUGAUUAAUAUCUAAAACAGUGUUUUCUACUUAAGC